AUGAAGGGAAGUAGUAGAUGGGUGGCACAUGAUGGUGAAUCUAGUACAGGCAGGCUAGCAGCAAAAUCGAAGUUACACUGCAAAAGAUUCAGCGAGUCAAGUAAUAAACAAAAGGGAACUGUACUGCUGAAAUGGAUUAAACUUAUCUGUGUUACGGUUGCUCGAGGUGACAAGGCUGGUGGGGAGGCAAUUCCGAUGCUUUUAAGAUUUCCUCGUCUUUUUGAUCCCUGGGGAGGUUAUGACAUGAUUGGGUUUGGAGAUAUUCUCUUUCCUGGGUUGCUUAUUUCCUUUGCUCAUAGGUAUUGA
This is a messenger RNA of Sphenostylis stenocarpa, 306 nucleotides long. The record is from the annotation of a GenBank genome assembly. Lineage: Eukaryota; Viridiplantae; Streptophyta; Magnoliopsida; Fabales; Fabaceae.